Messenger RNA from Syzygium oleosum, 2893 nucleotides. RefSeq lists its product as uncharacterized. The record is from RefSeq and is a predicted model, not a curated record. The coding region runs from base 178 to 2610 and encodes 810 amino acids. The transcript has 16 exons. Lineage: Eukaryota; Viridiplantae; Streptophyta; Magnoliopsida; Myrtales; Myrtaceae.
CUCUCUCUCUCCUUCCUCUUCAUCGCGCAGAGAGCAACGCUCACUCGCCGAGAAAAUGUUCGUCAAUCCUCUUCGUCUUCGUCAGUGAAAACCUCGCGCUCGCCCCCUCUUGUCGGCAGGGUUUUUCCGCAGACCUCCGAAGUCGACGGAAUCCGGCUCGACUCCGGCGAUCCUUCCAUGGCCGUCGACUCCAGGUCCUUGGCGUUUCCUUUCCUCCUCUUGGCUCUGAGUCUGCUAGCGGCUCGGUCCGAGUCAGCUCCGCAGGCCUUCCGGCGAGAUCCCGGUCACCCUCAGUGGCACCACGGCGCCUUCCAGGACGUCAGGGACGGCGUCCGGUCCGACGUUCGCCGGAUGCUUCACACUCGGGCCGAGGUGCCGUUUCAGGUCCCAUUGGAAGUGAAUGUAGUCCUUAUAGGUUUUGAUGGUGACGGAGGAUAUAGGUACAAAAUGGACGCUCACAAGUUUGAAGAGUUCCUGAGAGUUAGCUUUCCAUCACACAGGCCUUCGUGUUUGGAGACAGGAGAGCCUAUUGACAUCGAGCAUCACAUUGUGUACAAUGCAUAUCAUGCUGCACAACCUGAACUCAUUGCACUUGAGAAGGCCGUGAAAGAGGCGAUGAUUCCGUCUGGAACUGCAAGAGAGGGCGAUUUUGGGAAAGAGGUACCUUUGUUUGAGGUGGAAGCAACGGCUGCGGAACCUGUAUUUCAGAGGUUAUAUUCCUACAUAUUCGAUAUGGAGGACGGUGGAGUUUCUGCUUCAGAGAUGGAUAGACCUGUGCCGAAUGCAAUAUUCAUUGUUAACUUUGAUAAAGUCAGAAUGGAUCCCAGGAAUAAGGAAAUUGAUCUCGACACUUUGAUGUAUGGGAGAAUAGGCCAAUUGACUGAGGAAGACAUGAAGAAACAGGAAGGAGAUUACAUCUACCGCUACCGCUAUAAUGGCGGAGGGGCAUCUCAAGUUUGGCUUGGAUCUGGCAGAUUUGUCGUGAUCGAUCUCUCAGCUGGUCCUUGCACAUAUGGAAAGAUCGAAACAGAGGAGGGAAGUGUCAGCUUCAGAACUCUACCACGUUUACGAAACAUUAUGUUCCCCAAGGGUUUCAGUGCUGUGAAUGACCAUGCUUCCCACGAUGUGUUUGAUGGACAACUUGCAAGUCUUAUAGCAACAACAGUUGAGCACGUUAUAGCUCCAGACAUAAGGUUUGAAACUGUUGAUCUCACAACGAGGUUGCUUAUACCAAUCAUCGUUCUUCAGAAUCAUAAUCGGUUUAAUAUUAUUGAACAAGGCCACAAUUACAGCAUAGAUAUUGCGGAAAUCGAGGCCGAGGUAAAGAAGAUGGUUCAUGAUGGCCAAGAAAUAGUUAUUAUUGGGGGUUCACAUGCUUUACAUCGCCAUGAGAAGCUUGCCAUUGCCGUCUCUAAAGCAAUGCGAGGGCAUUCAUUGCAAGAGACAAAAAAGGAUGGACGUUUUCAUGUUCAUACUAAGACUUAUCUUGAUGGGGCUAUUCUCAAAGAAGAAAUGGAACGGUCCACUGAUGUGCUUGCUGCUGGUUUACUGGAAGUUGCGGAUCCAUCUCUUUCAAAUAAAUUUUUCCUCCGCCAGGACUGGAUGCGUGAAUCAGAUGAUUCAAGUGAUUCCAUACUUAAGCAUAAACCUCUUUGGGCCACUUAUGAAUCCAAGAUUGGAAAGGACAAGAAGAAGGGGGUGAAAAAGGAGAAGGGGGAUUUGCACCGAACAUAUGGGACCAGAGUGAUUCCUGUCUUUGUGCUAUCACUAGCUGAUGUGGAUGCAAAUCUUAUGAUGGAAGAUGAGAGUCUUGUGUGGACAGGCCGUGAUGUCGUGAUAGUACUUCAGCAUCCCAAUGAAAAGAUACCACUGAGUUAUGUUUCAGAAAUAGAGAGAAGGCAUGCUCUUCCUUAUCAGGUUCAGCGCCAUAUAUUAGCUGGGCUUGCAUCUGCUGUUGGUGGGCUUACGGCACCUUAUGAGAAGGCUUCUCAUGUACAUGAAAGAGCAGUUGUCAAUUGGCUCUGGGCGACUGGUUGCCAUCCAUUUGGCCCAUUCUCUAAUACUUCCAAAAUCAGUCAAAUGCUAAAAGAUGUUGCAUUGAGGAAUACAAUAUAUGCGCGUGUGGAUGCUGCACUUCACAAAAUUCGGGAUACAUCAGAGGUUGUACAAGGUUUUGCAUCAGACUAUUUGAAAACCCCGCUCGGUGAACCAGUCAAGGGGAAAAAGAACAAAUCAAGCACUGAGCUGUGGCUGGAAAAGUUCUACAAAAAGACUAGUAACUUGCCAGAGCCUUUCCCUCAUGAAUUAGUCGAAAGAUUGGAGAAGUACUUGGAUAGCCUUGAAGAACAGCUUGUAGAUCUAUCUUCGUUGUUGUAUGAUCACCGGUUACAAGAUGCACAUCUAAACAGUUCGGAUAUUCUUCAAAGCACUAUGUUCACAUUACAAUAUGUGGACCGGGUUUUGGCUGGCGAGCGCGAGAAAAUGAGAUGCUGCAACAUUGAGUACAAAUAUCCCAUGCAGUCUUCUCAAACUUAUAUUUAUGGUGGCAUUCUUGUUGCUGGAUUUAUUGUCUAUUUUGCGGUCAUAUUUUUCUCUAAUCCUGUGCGCUGAUUCAAGAGCGGGUUCAAAGAAGAAUUGCAUCCAGUCUUCUCAGGGUUUCUGUCAUCUUAAUUGGGAUGAAGCGCCUAUCGCCAAACAUUAGUUUGGAGCUGCUGCACUUUUACCGAUGUAACUUACCUAAAAAGCUCUCUUCGUUCACAUUUUUCUUUUCUGCUUUUAGAUUAGAUGGCCACACACAACACAGAAUACAUCUUUUUUGUUUCCCUGAUAUGGGACGGCGGUAGGUUAACAUAAUGUCUACGGUGGAAGACGAGAGCAUCUUGUCCUUUUGCGA